Messenger RNA from Aegilops tauschii subsp. strangulata, 3660 nucleotides. Its product is annotated as putative glucose-6-phosphate 1-epimerase. NCBI's taxonomy places the organism in Eukaryota, Viridiplantae, Streptophyta, Magnoliopsida, Poales, Poaceae. Gene Ontology annotation, biological process: carbohydrate metabolic process. Gene Ontology annotation, cellular component: cytoplasm. The record is from RefSeq and is a predicted model, not a curated record. Gene Ontology annotation, molecular function: carbohydrate binding; glucose-6-phosphate 1-epimerase activity.
UGCCAGAGCUGCAACGCAUCUUCUUCACCCAUCCUUUCUCCCCAUCGGACCAGCCACUACUGCAGUGGGUUGCCACCGCUGCUUUUCACUCCUCGGCCACCAUGUUGCCGGCGAAGCCGCGCCGUCACUUUCUGCUGCCUGCGAGCUUGGGCCAUCAAGUGCAUCCAGCGGGAUCGGGGUCGCCGAUGGGCGAGCUCGCGAGCGCAUCCAGCAGGGCCAUGCUGCGACCCCUCGGGGCAUCCGGCUACGACCAGAGUUGCCGUCGCCGUUGAUGAAGUUGCUGGAACCACCACUCCGGCGUGCUGGAAGUACCAGGCAGAGAAGCUGCAACCGGCGGGCACCCAUGUUGGGACCGUCAACAAUUUUUGCUGGAACCGGUGUCUGAAUUUGCUGGGGAACCCGCACAGAUCGGUGGCCACGAGCGGGACCUCGCCAGAGCUCCUUGGGUACGGCAACAACAGCGGUGAGCGAGGGGCGGUGAUAUGUCCGUGGGAGCGUGUGGACCUCCAUCUCGCGAGCGGUGCGAAGAAAGAAGACGACACGGGUGGAAAGGACCAAAUCCAACGGUUGCAUAGGAAUAAAUCUGGUGGUUGUGCGCUGACCGGCCCAAAUUUGGGCCGGUCGACCGGCGCCUAUCAUCACCCUUCCCAGUAUUGCACUUUGAGGAACAAUCCCCAGCCCAAAUAUCAUGCCAGAAUUUAAUUUUAUUACCAUCUCCGAUCUUCCAAGUAUAGAAAGUUUCUAUCUCUCAAGCCAAGCCUCGACUGUUUGCGAGCCUGAGCGUCGCGACCCGAGCCACGAGCCUGCUUGGCUCGAUUCCACCCCUCCUAUAAACAAGAAAGUGCCUCCUAUAAUCCCCCUUCCCCUCUUCCAACCUCAGUGUUCCCUCCAUUUCCCGCCGCGUUCUCCGGGCCCGAACCGCCACUUCCUCCUCGGCGACCACGGCCGCGGUGUCCGCCGCCGGGCGAUCCAGCGCCUUCCUCCCCGUGCGGACCCGCCCUGGAUGGCCGGGAGAGCCUCUUCCGUGGAGCGCGUGAAGGAGCGUGCCACCGGCCUCGACAAGUUCGUCCUCCGCGAGGCCCGCGGCAGCUCCGCCGAGGUCACCCUUCCCUCUCCUUCCCCCAUCUAAACCCUAAUCCACGCCAUCUCUGGUACUCGAUCGAUACCUUCGUGCGCUGCCCGUGGUAGAAAUCGAAGCUUUUGCUCGACCUGAUCAUUCGUCUCGCCGCGAUCCACACAAAUCGGUUGGUUUUAGUUCGUCGAAGAGUUGGGCAGGACUGAUCGGGUGUAUCUGCACAGUCAUCGCAAGAAAAGAAAAAUGCAUUUGCACUGUCACAGUAAAUAAGUGGGUAAUUAAGUCUGUACUUGUUGUUAACUGUGGUUUACUAGAGGGAUUAAUGCAAUUCAUGUUGAAUAAAUGUACCUGAGUUGCGACCAUGUAGGAGAUAAAGAUAGUUCGGUCAAUGCCAACUUUUGUUUGACCCUUGACAUUGGUGGAGGCGCAUGAUAUUUUCCCCGCGAUUCCAUGAUUUUUAAUAGUGAUUGAUUGGAUUGUUCAGCUAUGUGGAUAAAUGGUUGGUCCGGUGUGGGCUCUGUGAUGUCUUCGCUUAGCUGUGUCUUAACCUGGUCUUGCCAAUAUCCUUUUGGUGUACUUGGCAUGUUCAAUGUUCACUAUUUUUUUUUUGUUAAAAUUACUUGGUCAUGACUGAUGGCCUGGCCUGCUCAUCCUUCAAAUUUUAUUGUAUAUUUUUUAGAGUUCUUAUUAAUUGGCGCCAGUGAACAAAUAGGAACAUUUAAUUCGUGAACAUGCAAGAUGCCAGCACUGACUUAUUCUGAAAAGAAUUGGCAUGUAUUGUUUUAAUUGUCUCUGGAGUAUAUUAUAAAGGUUCUGGACAGCUCGGCUGAAUAAUAAUUUAUCAGGCUGAUGUCCUAUCAAACCUCGAUGUGACACUGUUGGUAUGCCCCUAGUGUCGACAUUUGUGCUGCCAAACUCGUCAAUUAAUUUCUAUUUUAUAGUAUUUCAGUAUUUCAGAAAAACCUGAUGAUGAAGGUUAAUGCAAAUAUUCCAAUAUUAUCUCCCGUCCUCUCUUGGACAGUUGGACAUAGGAACACACGUUCUUCUGCACAAUGGGGGGCAAAUCUGUUGGACAGUAUUUAGAAUUGCUAGGACAUCAUACUUAUUUGAGUUGUUUCAUUAAACCAGUUUCCAUCUCUUUGCUUUGGCAAUGCAAACUGAAGUGUGAUCUAGUCUGAAGUAAUUACGGCUGUAUGGUUAGCUCAGUGCCUCAGUAGCAAAACUUCAUAUAAAUCUAUGUUUAUAAUCUUAUCUAGUUGAGCUUGAGCCAGUCCUGAAGCAGUUAUGUCUUCAUUAAGGGCAUGCUUUCGAGGAAUUGAUGUACAAUACAAAAAGUAUCGGUAACAGUUUCCCUACCAUAAGGAUAAUACCGCGUUGCUUGAUUAUCCAUCCAACUGAACAGGUAUACUUGUAUGGAGGCCAAGUAACCUCUUGGAAAAAUAACUCUGGAGAACAACAGUUAUUUCUCAGUAAGAAGGCUUCUUUCAAACCACCAAAAGCGAUUCGUGGGGGCAUACAAAUUUGUUUUCCUCAAUUAGGGAACCACGGAGUUGUUGAACAGCAUGGAUUCGCGAGGAACCGACUUUGGAGUGUUGAUGAGAGUCCUCCUCUUCCAGAUACCACUUCUGAUUGUCAUAUUGACUUGAUACUCAAGCAGUCUGAAGAAGAUAUGAAGACCUGGCCACACAGUUAUGAACUUCGUUUGCAAGUUGCUCUUAGCCCGAGGGGAGAUCUGAUCCUCACAUCUCGAAUAAAAAAUAAGAAUGCUGAUGGCAAGCCAUUCCAAUUUACUUUUGCAUACCACACAUACUUUUCAGUCUCUGAUAUCAGCGAAGUACGGGUUGAGGGUUUGGAUACCUUGGACUAUCAUGAUAAUCUGCAAUCUAAGAUUCGUUGUACUGAACAAGGCGAUGCAGUUGUAUUUGAAUCUGAAGUGGACAGGAUAUAUCUAAGUGCCCCACCCAAGAUUGUGACAAUUGACCAUGAGAAAAAAAGGACAUUCGUAUUAAGGAAAAAGGAACUUCCAGAUGUUGUUGUUUGGAACCCAUGGGACAGGAAAGCAAAAGCAAUGCCAGAUUUUGGUGCCGAGGAGUACAAGUGCAUGCUGUGUGUAGGGGCUGCACGUAUUGAGAAGCCAAUUACUUUAAGGCCUGGUGAAGAGUGGCAAGGAAGGCAGGAAAUUUCCCCUGUGCCAUCCAGUUACAGCAGUGGACUGUUGGAUCCUGAAAUGAUUCAACAGAUGCAACGUAUCUAGAUCUUUUGGUGGUUGAAAUGCUAUGAAGUCUCUUCAGUGUCAAUAAGAUAAUCUGGAUGUUCUUCAUCCAACUUCCAGCUUUCUUUUUUGUGUACAAUUCCAAAGUAGCCUGUGGUUUUUCUGGAGCAGCACUGGAGUUGAAAUCUCCAUCGUGAUUUAAAGGAGGCGGAGAAUUUUUGUCUAUCUUUAGGGACUUUAUGUACAUUCAUAAUCAGUCGCUUUACAUUACACCAUUUUUUUGCCCUAUUAUAGGAGGCUGAUUUGAAACUGCACAAAUAGUAUUGUGUCAAUUUUGAGUUGCCUCGUGCCAUAUUGCAGCACUUUACCCGUA